AUGAAACCAUCACAAAAGUCUUAUGUCCCAACCCAUCGCGACUUCGUCGUCGAGUUUGUUCCGGGAGACUAUAUGUCUUCCCUGAAGACCAAAAGGGGAUUUCAAGGCGGCGAUCUUUUGGCUCGCCUUGAAGGCUUCACUAAGGGACCGAAAGCGUACACAUCCGUCCAGUGCGGUCGCGGCGCGAAUGACCAUAUCGAGCUUAAUACCGACCUGGUAUAUGUGAAUCACUCGUGCGAACCAAAUGUAGCGUUCGACCUCUCCUCGCCCGACACGUCCAAUUGGCACCUCCGGGCGUUAAGACGCAUCGAGCCUGGAGAAACACUGACCUUCUUUUACCCGAGCACGGAGUGGGAGAUGGACCAGCCAUUCGACUGUCAAUGCGGAACUCCGAGUUGUCUGGGGACGAUACAGGGCGCGAAAUUCUUAACGACGAAUGAACUUGCCGCGCGUCAGUGGGUUAGCCCUUGGAUAUUGGAACUGGUCGCCGAGCGCGAUGGAUGCGUGAUAGAGAAAGCCUAG
Molecule: messenger RNA, 522 nt
Organism: Laccaria bicolor S238N-H82
Lineage: Eukaryota; Fungi; Basidiomycota; Agaricomycetes; Agaricales; Hydnangiaceae
Exons: 5
Coding region: 1-522 (173 amino acids)
Molecular function (GO): protein binding
Source: RefSeq, a predicted model, not a curated record